Auanema sp. JU1783 is the source of this 3675-nucleotide messenger RNA. NCBI's taxonomy places the organism in Eukaryota, Metazoa, Nematoda, Chromadorea, Rhabditida, Rhabditidae. The record is from the annotation of a GenBank genome assembly.
AUGGAUAAAGCUAAAAGAAGACUAGCUUCAGCCCUAGAUGGCUUUCGCUCUAAUCACAGUAAGAUGGAUAUUUCUGUGGAUGAACGUGUCAACAGUGAGCAUUGUUGUCUAAAAAAGGUUGUUCGAUUUGGUUUCCCUGAUGAAUCUCGCUGUCUUGCUUAUGAUCCUGUUCAAAGGCUUUUAGCCAUAGGCACCGAACAUGGAACUGUUCGAAUCAUAGGAGAAGUCGGUGUGGAUCAUAUCCUUCGACAUGGAACUGACCAUGGAGUGAACCAUAUUCAAUUCGUAAUUAAUGACGGUUCCUUAAUAACAGCAUGUAGUAACGACAUGAUACAUUUAUGGAAUUAUCGACUGAAAGUUCCAGAAAUUAAGUUAAGUAUAGAAAUGAAUAAGGAGAAUGUAUCAACUAUCCAUCUACCUAUGAAUAGUAAAUAUUUAUAUGUUGGAACGAUUAAGGGAAAUGUUUACUUUGUUUCACUCGACACUUUCCAACUUAGUCCGUAUGUUAUUAUGUGGAACAAAGCCAUUGAUUUAAGUUGCCGAAUUCAUCCGGGACCUGUGAGACAAAUAGCCGCUUGUCCAACUGAUCCAUCAAAGAUUUUGAUAGCUUUUGAACGGGGUAUUGUUAUCCAAUGGAAUUUGGCCACAAAGGAAGUUGAUCGUUUUCCAUUAGAUCCUCCCAUCAAAAGUGUUUCAUGGCAUUACGAUGGUAAACAGGUUAUGACUGGGAAUGUUGAUGGCUCCGUGUCCGUCUUCAAUACAAAAAAAACCUCCGAGCCAGCGCAUAAGUCAUUCCCACAUGGACAAACGGAUUGCCGUCCCAUUCCUAAUAUCGAUUGGAAGCAUACCGGUGAAAAUGAGCAAGUUGUUGUCUUUUCUGGAGGAAUGCCCACAGACGAUGGCUUACCUCCUCCAGCUUUAACAAUCCUCAAAGCCUCCCGUCAUGCAACCGUAAUGGAAAUGGAAAAUCCCAUAAUAUCUUUCAUAACUUUACAACAAGUGCCUUAUAACUCUUCUCCUCAACAACCUCAUGCUAUUGCUGUUCUGCUGAAGCAUGAUCUUAUGAUCAUAGAUUUACAGACUCCUGGCUAUCCUAUAAUUGAAUCUCCUCAUGCAAUGGAUCUUCAUGAGUCUCCUGUCACUUGUCUUCAGUAUUACUCAGAUUGUCCAUCUGAUCUUAUAGGAGCUUUGACAUUAGUUGGUUAUAAGCAACGCAAAAAAGGAUUUAGUGAAAGACAAUGGCCAAUCAAUGGGGGUCAUGGAAGAGAGUGUGCUACGGGAUUUCAAGAAUUAGUUAUUACGGGACAUAAGGAUGGUAGUCUGCGUUUUUGGCAGGCAUCCGGUGAAAAUCUUCAAAUAUUAUAUCGCCUUAAAACUGGAUCUCACUUUGAGCGGUUAGAAGAAUUAGAAUCUUCAGAAAAAGUAUCACAUGCUAUAAAAUAUAUUGAAAUGUGCCUUGAGUCUCGCUUAUUAUUGGUAGCCGGAAUUUCUGGACAAGUUACUCUAUUCCGUUUUGCUAAGUCGGAAACCACAAAUACAAUUGCGGUAGUUCAUAUUCCUAAUUUAUGUGUUACAUCUAAUUCGUCUAUUGUUGAUGAACGACCAGGUCUUUCAUCUCAAUCAUCAAAGGAAAUGAAACGUCAGAAGAAGGUUGUUAGCCGAGAUUCAACUGCAAGCCCAGAUACGAGUGAUGCUUCGGGUGAUGAACGUAUUGUGCCUUUCAAAGUCAGAGGAGCACCAGUUAAACGACCUGCAGGCUACCAGCCUGAGUUAGCUUGUCUCAUACCCUGGCCAUCUCAUGUCUCAUCGGAUAUGGUUACAUCAAUAGCUCUCAAUUCUGCAUACGGAGUAAUUGCAAUAGGAACAACAAGUGGUCUAGCACUUGUUGAUAUUGCCCAAUGUGCCUUAAUAUAUGCUUGGAGUACAGCUGAACUUUACGGUUCUGAUCCUACUCCGGCAAUUCAGUUAAGCAAUCAGCUUAGCGAUGCAUCAAGUCCCUUAGAGGAGGAAGAGCCCAAUAGCGAACUGCUUGAUGUGCAUUAUCAGUCACGUUCUAAAUCUCCUUCCAUCAAGUCACGUGGAAUGUCUAGCAUCUUCAGACGGAAUACUUCUGAAAUGUCUUCAUCAGCUAGAGAUAAAUUUUCUCCGGAUCGUCCGGAUGUAGACGGUCGUUCUCCAUCACCCAAUGUUGCUGGCAAAGAGGUUGAGGACACGAAUCAAGCUCGUCCAUCCUCUCGGAGUCAAUCUGUUAAAGGUGGAAUCAUCCGACGAUUGACGAAGAAGAGAGAUAACAUAUCCCCCGGCUGUCUUAGUGAGCCGCGUAAUAACUUGAUCCGUCUUAAUACAGAUACAAGACAAAAAUCGUUGGAUAAAAGACCUUUACUCUUCAAAGCUCAAUCAGUUAUAGAACAACAUUCUAAUGGAAGUCCUAGAGGAGAACAUCCAAAGGAAUCCCCGUCCUUAUCACGCAGUGGAAACACAUCUUCUCCAGCUGUGAGCACUCAUAGCUUGGAAAAGUUAGGCCUCGGUGAAAGCGUUACUUCUGUUCAAUUCAUCCACUCUUGUUCCAAACGAAAUGAAGCGAAGACGUCUCCAUGCAUCUGGAUAGGAACAAGCACAGGAGCAGCUAUUGCUUUGAACCUCAUUCUGCCUCAGGACCGAUUGGUUUCCACAGUAGUUGUUGCUCCAUCUGGCACUAUCGUACGAAUGAAGGGACAAAUACUUCUACACGCUUUCAUGGACGAAAAGUUCUGUAUCGUCUCUCCAGCUAGCGAAUCCUAUAAAGAAUCAAGUCGUGAAAGUAAAGAUUCCGGAAGCCCUGAAAAAUCUGUUACUAAUAAGAUUGUUACCAAGCCCAGCCUAUCUCCUGCUUACUCCAGUUCACUUGAUUGUUCUGAUGAAGUCAACCAGUUUUUAAUCGUUGUGGCUGAAAAUGAAAUAAAAGUUAUAGCUUUACCUUCAUUCAGCCAAGCUUUCCAUUACAAAACGGAGGAAAUACCAUUAGUGAAGGCUGUCCCAACCCAUGUAAGAGGUCAUCCAGUGCUUAUGUGUUUAACAGCCGCUGGCUACAUCCAAGUUAUUUCAUUACCAUCUCUACGGUUACUUCACUCUGCACAACUAUUGCCCCGUUCAGUCGAUGUCGAUGAUCCGAUUUGUCAUCAGACAGCGUUCUCUGAACAUGGCCUUGGCAUUUUCAUGACUAGUCCUAGUGAGAUGGAGAAGUACACAAUAUGCACUGAGUUAGCGGAACAAACGGCAGAUUCAAUGGGUGAACUUUAUGUUACUUGUGAAAUGCCGGAAGCACCAAAAAGUUCGUCAUUUUUAAAAGGCGUCUCCAGCAUAUUUGGUAACUCUCCCCGACAAGCCGAUGCCACUGAUCUGGAAUGCAUUUUGUCUGGUGACAAGGAUAAAAGUGUUAUUGGUGGAUCCGCUGGAAUGAGAAGUAUAGCCAGAACUAUACCUGGACCGGCUGCGAACAUGGAUAGAGCACACGCCAGUGGAAUUUCCGCGGGACAAGCUGCUCAAAUGGCUCUUCAGAACUUAAACGAACGCUCUGACAAACUGAACGCAGUUGUUGAUUCGACGGAAAACUUGAAAAACUCUGCCAUGAACAUGGCUUCCCGAUCUACCAAGCUUGUGGAAAAGUUUGAGAAGAAGAAAUGGUAUAAUUUUUGA